Messenger RNA from Protopolystoma xenopodis, 423 nucleotides. The record is from the annotation of a GenBank genome assembly. NCBI's taxonomy places the organism in Eukaryota, Metazoa, Platyhelminthes, Monogenea, Polystomatidea, Polystomatidae.
AUGGUAUAUGUCACAAUAUUUUUCACAUGCCUAGACCAAAUUUAUUUUAAGAUUCUUGUUCCGUCUAUCGCCGCUGGUGCUAUUAUUGGAAAAGGAGGGGAAGCUAUUGCUCAAAUACAAAAAGAAACUAGUGCUAAGAUUAAACUAUCAAAAAAUGAUGAUUUUUACCCAGGCACUUCCGAACGAGUUUGUCUUAUCCAAGGCAGUUUAGAGGGCGUCACGGCUAUGCACAACUAUGUAAUGGAUCGAAUAAUGGAGAGGCCUGAAACAACGAGUGCUUCAGCAAAGCAGCUUGGUGUUGAUACCCCGCAUGCAACUGUCAUAGAUUCGAAAGCUGUUGUUGGCUGGCAAGGAAAAGACCCUCAGAACCCUUCACGUCUGGUUUGGGAAAGGCACAAGCAAGUAAUGCAAGUUCAUUUCUAA